This is a messenger RNA of Ciona intestinalis (vase tunicate), 4459 nucleotides long. NCBI's taxonomy places the organism in Eukaryota, Metazoa, Chordata, Ascidiacea, Phlebobranchia, Cionidae. The record is from RefSeq and is a predicted model, not a curated record.
AUAAAAUGGUUUUCUUGUGUAGGAAUCCUCUUUAAAACAGUUAUAUGUUGAAUGCAAGGCUGUUUUGAAACAUUGUGUUUGUUUGGAGAGUCUUCCAGUAAUUGCAGCUAAAUAUGGCAUUAAUACAGUUGAUCAUAAAGCUGUUUCAUGUCAUAAGAGACUUGUUCGACGUUUAUUAUCAGAAGAUACGACAGAAGCAUUCACCGAUGCAGUUUAUGUUGCCAACUUAUUUACUGACCAACCUCAGUUAUAUGUUUAUAAACACCGAAUUAUAUCUUUAAUAUUAAAAGGAAAAUCGGAAGAUUGUUUGAAUAUUCUUGACCAAAAUGUUUCGCUCGCUGUGGAGUUAGGAGAGCAUGCUCUCAAAUACACCAUGUCUGUACUGGAUGAAAGUGAUUCUGUAUUUAAAGAAGAGAGAGCAAAUUGCUGUGCGUCUGUUCUGUGCAUGCUGGAUCAUAUGUUAUGUAACAGUGGGAAAUGGGUUGGCCUUAACUUGGCGAUUCCAAGGGAGUGGAAUGAAGACAUUGUGCUUGUGAAGAACAUUUAUACAUUACAGGUAAAACACAAUGAAGUUUUAUCAUUGACCAAAUACAAACUUGAUUCAUGUCGAGACAACAUUUUGUCACAAAAUCUGAUGCAUAAUAGCGACUCACCAAAUCAAAGUGCACGGAUUUUGCCACAUGUAAGUGACUUAUCAAUGGAAUGUAAGUCACAAACAUACAUCAAGCAUGAAGCCGACCAAAGCAAUAUAAGUGACUCUGGUGAUGGAGAUAAGAGGAAUAAUUCAUUCACUUCAUAUGCAAUGAUGUUGGAUUUGGCAAGAUUACUUGGCUACCCUCCAUUCACAAUUGAGUCUUCUGUGAUCAUCCACACAGCUGUAAAUAUGCAGCAGCAACUUGCUAUUCAACUUUCCCAUGAAUUGUUCAGUUACGCCCCAACAGCUAAAACUGCUGUUACCUUGUUACAAGUUUCGCAAAUAUUGCUCCAGCAAAUAAAACAAGUUGAUACCUAUCCACAACUUCUUCUAGAAAUCCAAAAUCUUGUAUCUUCUGCUGCAUCAUGCUGUGAUCGAAAUAAACUGAUAUCAAUUCUCUCAUUUAUUGAAGUUUGUAACUUGGCUGUUGAAUUACAUCUAGCGUCUGAUGCCAACGCAAAGUCAUGCCUUGCUCAGUGCAAGAAUGCGGCUCCAAAAGUUCGUAAAAACAAAUACGAGCACAGUGAUUGGUUGCAUGGCUGGUACAAGGAAGAUGAUGGUCUAACUUUAAAAAGUUCAGUUGUCAUGCCAAUGCUCAAACAAUUCAUCGGCUCAAUUAUACAAACUGAUGGUUUAUCAUUAUGUUGCACCCAACCACAAGAUAUGCAAUCUACGAGAAAUAAGUUGGCAGUGUUAUAUGACGGGCUCAUGAAAAUAUCUGUAGUUUUAAAAAACUCCCACCAUUACAUGCUUGCUCUACAGUGGAUGAUCAAGACAAUACAAACCACAAUUUCUUUCAUCUGUAACCACAGGGCUUUCUUUUAUAAAACUGAGGAGUUAACUGCAAUGAGUGGACUGUUAAUGCACACCAUUAAGAAGGGCAUGGAUGAACAGAUACAACAUACUGAAGUACUCGUGGAAAAGGUGUUGCUUGCAGUAAAACCAGAUGUCAACUUAGCAAUUGGAUUCCUCAUGGCUGUUGGUGAAACUAGGUCUAUGGGAGUGCUGGAAAAUAUUUGUCUAUCAGCAGGGAAUAAUUACACAACUAUCACAGCAACAGCAGAAGCUGGCUUGUAUAUUUCAAGGUUUCAUGGUUUGCUUUCCCAUGUACCAAAGUACAGAAUGUUGCUGCUUGAUGCAAAGUGGGCAUAUACAUUCACAUCACUCAAGAUCCCUGUGGAUGGCAUACUCCAGUCUACUUUACAAUGGAAACAAGCAUUCCUAUUUAAAUUAAUCACUCAUCCAUUGAUUACUGGAAGUUUGUUGAAAAGUUAUUGCAAAGAUUAUAAAAUGGACAGUGACAAAACACUCCUUCAGUACGUUGAUUGUUUAUUGGGUGGAGAUCUACAGAACAAACAGGAUUUAAAAGCAAUUAAUUCCCCUAAUUCAUUGGCCAUUCAAUAUGAUUUCCAUACGAACAGUUUGGCUUUAACACAAAACAAGUCACCUUCUACUUUCAUGCAAGCAUUUAGUUUCAACAACCAGCGCACCAAUGGUAGCAGAACAUGGAAAGCUAUUGAAGAAGAACUAAAGUGGCUCACAAAGAACAUCGUUGAUAAAUAUGAACUACUUCGCCAACUUGAGCGGUGUCUUCGUAACAACAUAUCCGCUUAUGAUUACGAUAAAAUUGAAUUCAUGUUAAAUCUAAUCAAGUUGAAUUUUACAUCUGCUGAUCAAGUACUGGAUGUGCAGAAGGGUUUGAAUUUGUUGAAUUAUUUACUACACAUCAAACGUGAAAAUAAUCCAACCGAUUUAGAAAAGCAGCAAUUUUGGAAAAGAGGAAGUGUGUCUUCUAAAAGUCUUCCAAGCAUAUCUAGCACAAGGCUUCCGCUGCAUGCAUUAUUAUACGGUGAUACCAACCAUGCAUGGAAAGUUAUAUCUGCUGAAGUAACAAAGAAGUCUGUGGAUCUACUUGUUCCUGUUGCAAAACUUCUCAAACUUAAUGUGGACAAACUAUAUAUGACAGCAGCUGAGAAUAUGAUUACAGAACUCUGUGGAAAUGACCAUGGUGAGCCUCUGGAAUUACAUCUCCCUGAGAUUCGUAGCUUGGUUGAAAACAUAUCAAGUUGUCAGAUGUGCGUAGCAAUGGCUCGUCGGGUGUCGGAACUCAUCCCAUCUGGUGCUGAGAAAGUGGAAUCAUAUAAAUGGUGUCUUUCUCUUUUAUCGGAAUGGAAAAAAUCAAUCCCUGAAGAUUCUUCUGAUAUGUCUUCAGUGGAUUCCGUAUUUCAAUCAAUUAACCAAGACUUCCGGACAUCGAACAUUGAACAUCUACUUGCCCUUGAAAAACUUAACACCGCAGAUGUGUUGUUGUUGGUCAACCAACCUGCCAACUUGAUUAUUCAUUUAUACCAACACCCAUCUAUUAUUCAGCGAUUCUACGCUCCAGGAGAUGCUUAUCCUGAUAUACAUGGUGUUGUGGACCAAGUUGCUGAGUUAUACGAUCAAGAUGUUGCGAGACUCAGGUUAACAAUGACAUUGAAAUUAUUGCUCACUGUUGAAAAGAAACAUGAUCAAGACCAAGAAGAAGAUAAUACUGUAAACUUGGAAAGACUUCGUUCAACUUUAAAACAAGUAUCUCAAGAAAAUAAAGAAGAAAAGACUUUAAUUCAGUUAUUGUAUUUAUUAACUUAUGGAAACCCUUUAACACAAGCAAAACACUUGAGUCGAUUGCUCGGUGAUCAAAAGCAUAGGAAAGUUACCAACAUUACCAAACUAAGGGUCUUGAAUUGUCUCUUCCAUAUCGUGGAUGAUGAUGUUAUUUAUAACUUGACAGAUAAAAGAGCAGAUCACCUCAGAGAUGAGCUGCAACUUUUCGUUUAUUUAUCAAAACUUGAUGCUGCCAACUUUAAGAUAUCAAUUUCCCAUCUGCGUGAAGCAGAUAAAUUAUCCGUGGUCCACAGUAUAUUAUCAUCUGCAACACAUAGACACAACCCAGACACUCUUAAAGUUGCAGCUGAGAUGUGCCAAGAGUUUGGACCUGCCCCACAAGAUACAUGGGCAGUGAUACUGCAACAGUUGGUUGCUUUGCAGGAGGUUUCAUAUCUACAUCAGUUACUGCCAAAUAUCUUCCACAUACCUGCUGUUUCUACACUACCAUGCCUUACUUCUGUAUGGCAGACAUGCGUCACCCUUCCACUUGUUGCGUUGACCCCACCAUUAGAUGAACAGCAGAAUGAAUUUGUUGUAUCUUGUUAUCACUUUCUGGUCCUAAGUCCUCUUCUGCAUCGAAUGAACUUGGCGUAUGUUGCUCAACAAUUUGAAUCACUUCAACUUUAUGCGCUUGCUUUGGGUUGUUUGCUUGCAUCACCUGCCAGCCAUGAUAGAGCACGAAAGUUAGUUGAGUUAAAAGGAACUGAAAUAGAAGCACAGAUGGAAAAGUUCUGUGGUGGAAAGUCUCCUAUUAUUGGGCAUAUGUUGCUAUCGACUUUCCUUUCCGCUAAUAAGAAAACUUAGAAUUGAUUGGAGAAAAGUGUAUUCACAAACAUGGUGUUUUUGAAAGUAUUACUCGCUUUUGUUUCUUCCUUAAAUACUUGGUUUAAUAUUGUUUGUUCCAAUAAUGUGGUACCAUUCAUUUACACUUUUCCUGUAAAUGGUGGUAUAUGGUAUGAUAUGUACUGUAUGAUAUGGUGUCCGGUAUGUUCUAUUUUUGUAUAAACUAUUUUUUGUUGUGUUUUUCAAUUCUGUUUGUGUAGAAAGUUUGUUAAUAUUAUUUUCGCUUUGCGUGUGACAACCCAACCAAAAUUUCAAAUGAAAGCUGUAUUAUAU